AUGAUUUUUUAUCAUGAACAAGCAUUAAUUGAAUAUUUUAUACUUAUUACAUUAGUUUCGCCACUAGUUCUUGAAACAAUGGAUAACCGUGGUAAUAAUCGAGAUUCGGAUCGUGAUCGUGAUCGUGAUGGAUCAAACAACCGACGUAGUGUUAAUGAUCGCGGUGGAGAUCGUGAUGAACGAGAUCAACGUAAUGAAGCUUCUUCAUCUUCUUCUCAACAACGUCGAAUAGAAGAAGAAGAAACAACAACUAAUUAUCGUUCACAGAUUGCUCCGCGUUCAACAAAUAUUACAACAAAUCGAGUUGUACCUUCAUCAACUAAUAUGGUAAUGGAACGUUUCUAUUCCUAUGGUACUGGUGGUGGUGUUCCACUCAAACCAGGUGGUAAAUCAGCUGCUGUUGUAGCAAUUCAAGAAAAUCGUGACCGUGAAAAACGUGAAUUAAGUCAUCUUAAUGAUCGUUUUGCUUCAUACAUUGAACGUGUACGAUAUUUGGAAGCACUUAAUAAAAAACUUCAAUUGGAACUUGAACAUUUACGUGGUAAAUGGGGCUCGGAAACAGGUAAAGUUAAAGAAAUGUAUGAAGUUGAAAUACGAGAAGCUCGUCAUAUUAUCGAUGAAACAUCAAAGGAUCGUGCAACAGCCGAACUUCGAGCUAAACGUGCUGAAGAAGAAACAUUAAAAUACAAAGACAAAUAUGAAAUAUUAUUAGCUGGAAGAGACUCCGAUCGACAAAAAAUUGAUGCAUUACAAAAACAAUUAGCUGACAAUGAAGCUGAUCUCAAUCUAUUCCGACGUCGUUUAGCUGAUUUGGAAGAUGAGCAAAAACGUUUUCGUGCUGAAUCUCAAAAGCUUAUCUUAGAUAUUCAACGUGUAACACAAGAUUUAGAUCAUGAAACCAUAGCACGCGUACAAUUAGAAAAUGAAAAACAAAGUCUCGAAGAAGAAAUUAAUUUCUUAAAACAAAUUCAUGCACAAGAAAUUGAAGAAUUAAAACAUGCAAAUUUAAUUGGUACAGCAUUAGAUCCAUCGAAUUUUUUUAAACAUGAAUUAUCACAUGCCAUACGAGAUAUUCGAGAAGAAUAUGAACAACUUAAUAAUCAACAACGUAAUGAAUUAGAAUCAUGGUAUCGUAUAAAAGUUACACAAGCUGUCCAAGAAAUACAAGCACGUCGUGCUAUUGAAGGAGGACCGGACAGUGCUCGUGAACGAGAAGAAGUUAAAAAAUUACGAAUCAUAGUUACCGAUUCAAGAAAAGAUAUUUCGGCUAUGCGACAAAGAAAUGGCGAAUUAGAAAAUCGUAUUCAAGAAUUAGAAGAACUUGUACAGAUAGAACGACGUGAAGGUAUUCAAGCAGCAAAUGAACGUGAUCGAGAAAUACAAGAAUUACGAGCUCGUCUUGAAGAAUUAGGACGUGAUUAUGAUGAACUUGUUACUACAAAAUCCACGCUUGAUGCUGAAAUUGCAAUCUAUAGAAAAUUACUUGAAGGAGAAGAAAAUAGAGGAGGUUUAAAACAAAUAGUUGCAAAUGUUGAAGAACAAGCACGAGCAGACUUCGCUAUCUCUGGUGGAGGUAGCGGAGGAGGAGGAGGAGGAGGCGGCGGCGGUGGUGGAGCUGGCGGAGGAGCUAGUGGCGGAGGUUUCGGAGCAAUAGGUGGUGGAUUCAGUUCAUCAAGUAGCGCCGGUGGCGGCGGCGGCGGCGGUGGUGGUGGAGUUUCAUCAUACUCUUAUUCACGUUCCUACCGAACAACAAGUGGUGGUCAAGGUAAGCAAAUAUUACAUCUACUCUAUGCACUAUGUUAUGUCGCACGUUGUAAUAAAUAA
This is a messenger RNA of Adineta steineri, 1824 nucleotides long. NCBI's taxonomy places the organism in Eukaryota, Metazoa, Rotifera, Eurotatoria, Adinetida, Adinetidae. The record is from the annotation of a GenBank genome assembly.